Homo sapiens (human) is the source of this 4461-nucleotide messenger RNA. RefSeq names its product synaptotagmin 10 (gene SYT10). Gene Ontology annotation, biological process: regulation of calcium ion-dependent exocytosis; positive regulation of calcium ion-dependent exocytosis; sensory perception of smell. NCBI's taxonomy places the organism in Eukaryota, Metazoa, Chordata, Mammalia, Primates, Hominidae. The transcript has 7 exons. Gene Ontology annotation, cellular component: transport vesicle membrane; glutamatergic synapse; presynapse. The coding region runs from base 298 to 1869 and encodes 523 amino acids. The record is from RefSeq and is marked validated. Gene Ontology annotation, molecular function: protein homodimerization activity; identical protein binding; phosphatidylserine binding.
ACUCCAUGCCGGGUCUCUAGUUCCAGCGCGCCUCGGCUCGCUCGCGCGGCGGGAGAGUUGGCGCAAACCUCGCGGCAGCCGCAGCCUCCUCGCGCGCCUCUCCUUCCCCUACGCCCUCCGCUCCCGCCAUGGGGCCAACGUGGGGCUCCUAAGAGUUGCCGGCUCUCAGCGGCGCAAUCUCCAGCCAAAGUCACCGCGGGCGGACUAUGGCUUAGGGCGCCAGAGGGGUUAGAGGUACGGGAAGAGGAAAAGACGGCUAACUGGGAAAAAAAGAGAAAACGAAAGAAAAGCCAAACGAUGAGUUUCCACAAGGAGGACGGAGUGAACAGUCUGUGCCAGAAGGCUCUGCACAUCGUCACCGAGCUGUGCUUCGCCGGCCAGGUGGAGUGGGAGAAGUGCUCGGGCAUCUUCCCUCGGGACAGGGGCAGCCAGGGCGGAAGCAGCACAGAUAUUUCAGUCAGCCUGUUAGCUGUCGUUGUCAGCUUUUGUGGACUGGCCUUGUUGGUUGUCUCACUUUUUGUCUUCUGGAAGCUGUGUUGGCCAUGCUGGAAAAGCAAACCUGUGACUUCCAACAUCACUACGCUUCCACAGAGCAUUUCAAGUGCUCCUACUGAAGUUUUUGAGACUGAAGAGAAAAAAGAAAUUAAGGAAAAUGAAAAGCCAGCCGUAAAAGCUAUUGAGCCUGCAAUAAAAAUCAGCCACACUUCCCCUGACAUCCCAGCAGAAGUCCAAACUGCUUUAAAAGAACAUUUAAUUAAACAUGCACGUGUGCAAAGACAAAUUACUGAGCCUACGUCAUCAACCCGCCACAGUUCCUUCCGAAGACACCUGCCGAGGCAAAUGCAGGUUUCCAGUGUUGAUUUUAGCAUGGGCACAGAACCUGUUUUACAACGAGGAGAAACAACAACCAGCAUUGGGAGGAUAAAGCCAGAACUCUACAAACAGAAAUCAGUUGACUCUGAGGGCAACCAAAACGAAGAUGUCAAAAUCUGUGGGAAACUUAACUUUACCCUCCAGUAUGAUUAUGAAAAUGAACUUCUAGUUGUUAAAAUUAUCAAAGCUUUAGAUCUCCCUGCUAAAGACUUCACAGGAACUUCUGACCCUUAUGUGAAGAUGUAUCUUCUUCCAGAUAGGAAAAAGAAAUUUCAGACCCGCGUGCACAGAAAGACUUUAAAUCCUCUAUUUGAUGAAACUUUUCAAUUUCCUGUAGCAUAUGAUCAACUAAGCAACCGAAAACUACAUUUCAGUGUGUAUGAUUUUGACAGAUUUUCUAGACAUGACAUGAUUGGGGAAGUGAUUCUUGAUAAUUUGUUUGAAGUCUCUGAUCUCUCCAGGGAAGCCACAGUAUGGAAAGAUAUUCACUGUGCUACCACAGAAAGUAUAGACCUGGGUGAAAUCAUGUUUUCCCUUUGUUACCUACCGACGGCUGGGCGUAUGACAUUGACAGUCAUUAAGUGCAGAAAUCUGAAGGCGAUGGAUAUUACUGGCUCAUCAGAUCCUUAUGUCAAAGUGUCCCUGAUGUGUGAAGGUCGAAGAUUAAAAAAGAGGAAAACAACUACAAAGAAAAACACUCUAAACCCUGUGUACAAUGAGGCCAUUAUUUUUGACAUCCCUCCAGAGAACGUGGACCAGGUCAGCCUCUCCAUUGCGGUCAUGGAUUACGAUAGGGUAGGACACAAUGAGGUCAUAGGAGUGUGCAGAACAGGACUGGAUGCUGAGGGUCUUGGGCGAGACCACUGGAAUGAAAUGCUGGCCUAUCAUCGAAAACCAAUAACGCACUGGCACCCAUUGCUGGAGUUACCUGGCCGGGCGACCAGUUUUGAUAGUCAAGGAUCCUGCCCUUCUCCUAAACCACCUUCCACACCAUAAUGCCUCCAAAAUGAGACCAUGAUAUUAAGCAUCUAGGAUCACGUGCUCAUUGAAUCAGAAAAAAAGUGGAAGGUUUGGUUUCCUCAUUUGAAAUAUAUCCGUACUAAUGAACAAACUUGAUGUGCACUUUUUUAUUUGCUUUUAUUGUUGAUUUUUUAACUUUGAACAUCAAUACAUUUUACUUGAAUACAUAUAGUCCUUAGUUGCAUAAGGCAUUUUAUCCUUCGUAUCAAAUGCCUGUUAGCACAAAGAGUGUUUUACUAUGUUGUAAUUCUUUGCAUAUGAAAUGUUUUUUUAAACAGUUCAUACUUACCUAAAAUUAAAUAUAGUUUAUGCUGCUAUUGUAUAAAGUAGCACAUGUCAUAUAUGUAUGGGUUUGAUUUUGUUAUACUGUGUUCAUUUCUAGUUGUGCAGGUGGUUCUGUAUAAACUUAAAAGGAGAUUUUGAACUUAACUUACACAACAUUAAAUCCUUGCACAAUCAAAUUAAUGUUACUUAUCUGAUAAUACUUUUCUUUCAUUCUCAGAAAAUUACUUUCUUGGUGAGGUUUGGCUCUGCUAAACUCAAAACUUGUCUCUCAAGCUUGUUCUUUAAAAUACAUAGACAAAGCUGUAAAUUUAAAGAAUCAUUUUGAAUAUAAAUUUAAGAAGUAAUACUUAUUGGCUGAAAAACGGAGGCUGAGCCAUUGUGGCUACCAUUUUACACUGUUUUACUGUAACAUUAGCUCAAAUAUCUGUUGCACUGUUCAACUGAUAUUUUUAAAAUUCUAAUAAUCUUCAUCUCAAAUGUAGCAUUAGUAUUUCUAAGUGAACAGAAUCAGAAGUUAAUUUUUAAGUGUUUGUAAGGUUCUCAAGUACUGUGACAUGUAUUUUUUUGUGACGUGUAUUUUUUGUGACUUGAAGCUAUCAUAUAGAUCCUGUAUUUCUGAUAGACCAUACUAACAGACACCAAAGGAACAACAACACUGUCUGUGUUCAUCACCGUUUAGAUUGUACACAGUAAUGGUGACUCUUAAACCCAGUCAGAAGCUCAUCAUUGGAAUUCAGUAUUUUCUUAAAGAAAGGAUGAUUUAUUUUCAGCAACAUAUAGAAAUAUACUAUAAAUAUUAAUAAUACAACUUCAAUGCUUAAUAAUAAUAAACAAAUUAAUUCUAAAGGCCCAGGCCUCCAGUCCUUGCAUGAAAGGCAUUUGCCUUCAUAAGGAUCAAGGUUCAGGCCACUACAUGUAAAAACUAUGCAAGUGUUUUUACAAGACAGAACUUUCUUUUAAGUCAGGUCAACAUAUUUUGUCCCAUUUUCAGGCCCUGUUGGAAGGUAUCUAUACUGAAUUACCCCAACCUUACUUUUAAGAUGUGUGGUAUAGAUAGUAUAUAUUUCAAGCUUAUUUCAAAAUUGGUGGUUUUUUUAAAAAAAGAGGCAAGAAAAUAAAAACAUAUUUACCUGGAUGAGAAAAUUUUAUCAGCGGUUAUGAAAUUUUUAUUUUUGUAAAAUCCCAUUAUUUCUAAAUAUUAAAAAAAAGUUUUAAAAGCCUUGAAAUUUUGUUGACAUCUCUUAUAGUGAUGGCAUUACUGUUAAUUAAGAGGUAAAUAUUUUGCACAUUACCAUUUUAAAGGCAAACACAGUUCUGCCUCAGAUUUUUCAAAAAUGCUUAUACCACCCUAAGGAAAACAGGUACUCCUAGCUAACAUUUUCUCAUUGAAAAUAAUAGAAGAAAGCUGUUUGGAAACAUUUGGCUACCUUGUCGAGCCUAAAAGAAUUAUUUGCUAUAGGUAAAAUGAAAGAUGACACUUGCAUUUUGAAAUUAUUUGUUUUAUUGGGAAAUAAAACUUUUCAAAUAGGAAGACAAAAAGUUAUACUAUUAAUAGAAUGACAUUUUUGGAGACAGUUGUUUUAUUAGUAGAUAUAACUGCAGCUUAAAGUAAAUUAGCAAUUACGUUUCCUAAGUGAGUAUAAUUAUUUUCACCCAAAAACACAUUUUUAAGGACUUUUUGUUGAUUCUUAGAAACUCGCUUUUCUUUACUCCCUAAGGAGAAAAAGCCAAUGCUUGUGAUGAAAAAAUGUGAACCAUUGGCCAAUCAGAAGACUCUAAUAUGGGAAUUGUAGAUUAAAAUAAGUUUUAAAAGAAUUUUUUAAAUGUUUCCUUGAAGUUAGAAUAAACUCAUCAUGCAAGGAUAUGUGUUAAUCCUGAGAAAGAGAUCAGCGAGAGGAAAUUCACCACAACUCAUCUUUCAUGUAAUUCAGGAGGUAGGUUUAUGCUCAGAUUAAUAAGGCAUGAUUGUUAAAAAUGACAGUUCAUAUUAUUAAAAUGUAAUCCUAACAAUUUUAAUACAACACACCCUCACUCUACACAGCCCACACAUUCAUAUACACAUAACUUACCAUCUUUCUGCUUGUAAUUGAAGAUGAAAUAUUUUCAGUUUCAGUAUUUAAAAUAAGAUUUGAUAUUACAAAUCCCCUUAUUUGUGUGGGACAUCACAUUUUAAUGACAGUACUGACACAUUAUGAAGCUGCAGUUCAGGUAUAUAAUGAACAUCUAAUUUCAGGGACUUCUUCAGGGACUUACCAAAUAUCAGUCUAGGAAAAAAAAGAGUAA